Molecule: messenger RNA, 3626 nt
Organism: Syngnathoides biaculeatus (alligator pipefish)
Lineage: Eukaryota; Metazoa; Chordata; Actinopteri; Syngnathiformes; Syngnathidae
Gene: adcy5
Product: adenylate cyclase 5
Exons: 22
Coding region: 125-3622 (1165 amino acids)
Biological process (GO): intracellular signal transduction; cAMP biosynthetic process; adenylate cyclase-inhibiting G protein-coupled receptor signaling pathway
Cellular component (GO): plasma membrane
Molecular function (GO): adenylate cyclase activity
Source: RefSeq, a predicted model, not a curated record
AUUUAAUCAUUGCAGUUUCUCUCGGGUUAUCAGAUGCAAAAGUGGGACGUUCGGGUAUACUCCACAUAAGAUGUGGCAGCAACUCCAGAGAUGUGCUUCUAGUUAAUUGGGAGUUUUUCCAAUCAUGUCCAGAUCCAACAGUGUCAGCCCACCCGGAGGCGGCGGGCCCGGCCUGCGGGGCGGCACUGAGCACCGGUCGGCUUGGGGCGAGUCCGACUUUGCGGCCAAUGGAUGCGUGUACUCUGGUCGCAGACUCAACACCCGCUGGAGGGACGACGAUGACCCCCCAGAACGUUGCGGGGCCGGACACCCCGGCCGCGUGGCCACCACCGUGAGCCGGGUCAGCUUCCGCUCUCGUGCGGCGUGGCAGGAGCGCGGCGGUGACGAGGUUCGAACUAGAUCGGUGGAACUGGGCCUCCCUCAAGAUGGCGUCCCCGCUGAGCCGAGCUUCUCGGCAGCGGCUUUGUUGUCGGGCGUGAUGCAUGUCUUCAGCUCCAAGAAAUUCCAGUCUGAGAACCUGGAGCGACUGUACCAGCGCUACUUCUUCAGGCUCAAUCAGAGCAGCAUAACCAUGCUCAUGGCAGUACUGGUGGUGGUUUUUGCCGUCAUGUUGCUCUUCCACUGCUUGGGGGGCAGCGGGCUUAGCGUGGCGUACGUCCUGGUCUUCUCAGGCGCCAUCCUGCUGACAUUGGUGCUGAUGGCGGCGUGCAACCGAACGGGUUUCCACCAGGACCACAUGUGGGUGGUGUGCUAUGUGCUCAUCCUGCUGGUGCUGCUCGUGCAGGUGGUUGGCGUGCUUCUUGUGCGGCCCCGGGACGCCUCCGAGGGCAUCUGGUGGACCGUGUUCUUCAUCCAUGUAGUAUACACGCUACUGCCAGUCCGCAUGCGAGCCGCCGUGUUCACUGGGCUGCUGCUGUCCAGCGUGCACCUUGCCCUCUCCUGGAUGCAAAACACCAUGGACCCAUUUCUCUGGAAGCAGCUGGUGUCCAAUGUGCUGAUUUUCUCGUGCACCAACAUCGUGGGUGUUUGUACACAUUACCCGGCGGAGGGCUCUCAGAGGCAGGCCUUCCGGGAGACGCGGGAAUGCAUCCAAGCUCGCCUGCACUCGCAACGGGAGAACCAGCAGCAGGAGCGUCUGCUAUUGUCGGUGCUUCCCCGCCACGUUGCCAUGGAGAUGAAGGCAGACAUCAACGCCAAGCAGGAAGACAUGAUGUUUCACAAGAUCUAUAUCCAGAAACACGACAACGUCAGCAUCCUGUUUGCGGACAUCGAGGGCUUCACCAGUUUGGCGUCUCAGUGUACGGCUCAGGAGCUGGUCAUGACGCUCAACGAACUCUUUGCUCGCUUUGACAAGCUGGCGGCAGAGAAUCACUGCCUGCGCAUCAAGAUCCUCGGUGACUGCUACUACUGCGUGUCGGGCCUUCCCGAGGCCCGCGCCGACCAUGCUCACUGCUGCGUGGAGAUGGGCCUGGACAUGAUCGAAGCCAUCUCGCUGGUGCGGGAGGUGACGGGUGUCAACGUAAACAUGCGGGUGGGCAUCCACAGCGGACGCGUUCACUGCGGCGUGCUGGGACUGAGGAAGUGGCAAUUUGACGUCUGGUCUAACGACGUCACACUCGCCAACCAGAUGGAGGCCGGCGGAAAAGCCGGGCGCAUCCACAUCACCAAAGCCACUCUCAACUACCUGAACGGCGACUACGACGUGGAGGCCGGCUCGGGCGGCGAGAGGAAUGCUUACCUAAAGAGGAACAGCAUCGAGACGUUCCUCAUUGUUGGAUGCAGCCAGAAGAGGAAAGAGGAGAAGGCUGUGAUCGCCAAGAUGAAUCGGCACAGGGCAAACUCGGUGAGUCACAACAGCAGCCACUGGACAGACCGACCUUUCUACAACCACCUGGCCAACAACAACCAGAUCUCCAAGGAGAUGAAGAGGAUGGGCUUUGAAGACCCGAAGGACAAACACGCGCAGGAACACGUGAACCCCGAGGACGAGGUGGACGAGUUCCUGGGCCGAGCCAUCGACGCCCGCAGCAUCGACCGCCUCCGCUCGGAACACGUCAAGAAAUUCCUGCUCACCUUCCGGGAGGCCGACCUGGAGAGCAAGUACUCCCGACAAGUGGACUCGCGCUUCGGCGUGUACGUGGCAUGUGCCUCCCUCGUCUUCGUCUUCAUCUGCUGCAUCCAUGUUGUCAUCAUGCCCAUUUCUGGCGUGAUGAGGAGCUUUUUCGUGUGCUGCCUGCUCCUCCUGAUGGCGCUCGUAUUCGUGUCCAGCGUGUAUUGCUGCUACGGGGUGUUCCCGGUGGCCCUGCAAACCUUCUCCAGGAAGAUCGUCCAAUCGCGUUUGAACGGCACCCUGGUGGGCGUGGCCACCAUCGUGGUGGUCUUCCUGUCAGCCUUCGUCAACAUCUUCAGCUGCAGCGGUCGUGACCUCCGCAGCUGCAUUGGGGCGGAGCUUAACAUCAGCCGGGACGCUGUUGACGCCUGCCACGCGCGCUUCCUCAACUACAGCCUGGACGCACAGACUGGACCCUGCGGGGAUCCAGCGCCCUUCUGCGCUUUUCCUGAGUACUUUUCGUGGUGCGUGGUGCUGAGCCUGCUGGCGUGCUCGGUGUUCCUGCAGGCUCACAGCCUGGGCAAGCUGCUGCUCAUGCUGGCCAUGGAGCUUUCGUACCUGGCGCUGGUGGAGCUGCCGCACGCCGCCCUCCUCGACAACCGCGACCUCCUCGUCGUGGCCCACGCCGCCGCCGAGCACCUGAACGGAACCAGCUGCGCGGUCGAGUCCAAGGUGCCUCUGAGGAUCGUGACGCCCGUGGUCAUCACCGUGUUUGUGCUGGCGCUCUACCUGCACGCCCAGCAAGUGGAGUCCACGGCCAGGCUCGACUUCCUGUGGAAGCUGCAGGCGACGGAGGAGAAGGAGGAGAUGGAGGAGCUGCAGGCGUACAACCGGAGACUGCUGCACAACAUCCUGCCCAAGGACGUGGCGGCGCACUUUUUGCAGCGGGAGCGCCGCAACGACGAGCUCUACUACCAAUCGUGCGAGUGCGUCGCCGUCAUGUUCGCCUCCAUCAGCAACUUCUCCGAGUUCUACGUGGAGCUCGAAGGCAACAACGAGGGCGUGGAGUGCCUCAGGCUGCUCAACGAGAUCAUCGCAGACUUUGACGAGAUCAUCAGCGAGGACAACUUCCGGCAGCUGGAGAAGAUCAAGACGAUCGGCUCGACGUACAUGGCGGCUUCGGGCCUGAACGCGGGCACCUACGACAAGACGGGCCGCUCGCACGUGCGCGCGCUCGCCGACUACGCCAUGCGCCUCAUGGAGCAGAUGAAGCACAUCAACGAGCACUCCUUCAACAACUUCAAGAUGAAGAUCGGUCUGAACAUGGGCCCCGUGGUGGCCGGCGUGAUCGGCGCCCGCAAGCCGCAGUACGACAUCUGGGGCAACACGGUCAACGUGGCGAGCCGCAUGGACAGCACCGGUGUGCCGGAGAAGAUUCAGGUGACGGCCGACUUGUACCAGGUUCUUAACUCCUACAAUUACUCACUGGAGUACCGAGGCGUUGUGACCGUGAAGGGCAAAGGUGACAUGAUGACCUACUUCCUCAAAAGCGGACCCUCCAGCAGCAGCUAACGCA